Messenger RNA from Colletotrichum scovillei, 1121 nucleotides. Its product is annotated as intracellular hyphae protein 1. The record is from RefSeq and is a predicted model, not a curated record. Bases 534 to 1121 code for a protein of 195 amino acids. The transcript has a single exon. NCBI's taxonomy places the organism in Eukaryota, Fungi, Ascomycota, Sordariomycetes, Glomerellales, Glomerellaceae.
ACUCCCGCCCAUACCGAAUCCAUGGGACACAUCGUAGGGCGGGCGGCAGGGCUUAGUGUCUGUUAAGCAGGUUACAUUGAGGUGGAUCUGGCAGCAUGCCGGGGUGGGCAGUUCAACCUCGAACUCCUGUCCUCUGGCCAAUCGCAUCCAACAUUGCAUACUGACGGACCUGGCUCCAAGCAGUCCGGCGACUUUCAGAGAAGGUGGCAUACCUUGGAGGAACGGUAUUGCCUCUGAUAUAAAGUUGACUUGACAGACGAGGGGAGGGGAUCGUCUCAGUUCUUUCAAGGGCCAAGCCAUUCUUUUCUGACCACAGUCUCCCUGUUCCAACAUCCAGACCAGACGCUCUUUCAGUCACCAUAUAUCCCCACGGCAUCCCACACCUCGAAGUAGUCGAAGACCAAGGUUCUCGUGCUUGCCGUCGCAUCUGCCACUCAUUCAGUCGACGAACAGUCUGUCAAAGCUCUAUCAACUACUCAACUAUAUCCCUCCUUCUAUACAUCGACUUCUGUCACCAACAAAGCAUCCACGCAAUGCGCUCUUCAAUCCUUUACCUCGCCCUGGCCGGCGUCGCCAGCAUCGCGCAAGCCAACCCAAUCAUCAAACCAGACGCCCAAGUCGACCCCAAAGGCCUCAUCACCCGCAGCCUCUCCCACCUCCUCUUCUCCCGCUCCGAACCAACACGCUCCGAGCCACCCCCAACAAAGAGACAAGCAACGCCGCCUCCCCCUCUGACGAGCAACCCAGCCGCCGCCCCGCCCGGCGGCGGCGGCGCAGUCAACAACGCCAACCGCACCGUCACCCUGACCGUGAUCCAAGGCGACACCCUCGGCCAGAUCGCGCGCCUGCUCAACUCGGGCAUUUGCAACAUCGCCAAGCUCAACAAUAUCCCCAACCCGGAUUUUAUCGAGAUCGGACAGGUUCUGCAAGUGCCAAUCAACGUCGCCAACCCGGACAACGACUCGUGCCUCAACCGCGGCGGCGCGAUCCCGGCCCCGGGACAGAAUGCUACUGCUCCCGGUACGCCUCCAGCGGGUGGCAAGGGGAAGGGGAAGGGGAAGAAGGUUAAGCGGAGCGGGACCCUGUUUUCCGAGAAGAGCCCCCGGGCGCCUCUGCACUAA